GUUUCUUCCCCCGAAAGUGCGCUCCGAAAUGCAAAGUUCAGUACGUGUAAAAUGGCAAGCAGGCACUGUCGCCGCCUGGGCCCGACUGGCAUUCGCCGGAUUUUGGCAGGCUGCAGGGCAAACUAUUCGCGGCCUGCAGCCUCAUUGAAGCGGGAGUACGAUGCUGUCGUGAUCGGGGCAGGACACAAUGGACUGGUUGCUGCUGCUUAUCUACAAAAGGGAGGGUUGAAAACAGUAGUGCUGGAGAGAAGAUACAUUGUGGGAGGUGCUGCAGUCACUGAAGAAAUUGUCCCAGGCUUUCACUUCUCCAGAGCCUCUUACCUACUCAGUCUGCUGAGGCCCCAGAUUUACACUGAGCUGGAGCUAAAGAAACAUGGCUUAAAAGUGCUUCUACGUGACCCAUAUGCCUUCACUCCAAUCCUGGAGGACAGCCAGGGUGGGCAAGUUCCUCGCUCGCUGUUGCUGGGGAACAGCAUGGCUGAGACACAGAAACAGAUUGCCCAGUUCUCCCUAAAGGAUGCCCAGGCUUUUCCCAAGUAUGAGGCGUUCAUGAACCGCUUGGUGACAGCCAUUGACCCUCUACUUGAUAUCUGUCCAAUGGAUGUAGCUGCGCUCACCCGGGGCUCCUUGCGUCAGCGAUUCAGGGCCUUGGUGGGGUUGAGAGCCCUGUUCCGUGCGGGAUUUGCUUUGGGAAAACAACUUCCACAGUAUUAUGAGGUUCUCACAGCUCCCAUUUCCAAGAUUUUGGAUUUCUGGUUUGAAUCAGAGCCCUUAAAAGCAACAUUGGCCACAGAUGCGGUGAUCGGUGCCAUGGCUGGUCCACACACACCAGGCAGUGGGUAUGUUUUGCUGCACCAUGUCAUGGGAGGAUUAGAGGGGCGCAAGGGUGCCUGGGGUUAUGUGUCUGGUGGCAUGGGGGCACUUUCUGGAUCCUUGGCUCGUGCUGCAACUGCACUUGGGGCUGAGAUCUUUACUGAUAAGGCAGUUUCCCAGAUUCUCCUGAGUGCUGAUAAGAAGGUUCAAGGAGUUUGUCUCCAGGAUGGAACUGAAGUGAAGAGCCACUUGGUGCUGUCCAAUGCAUCUCCACAUCAUACCUUUUUGGAGAUGACUCCACAAGAGCAUCUGCCCUUGGAGUUUGUACAAAGAAUCUCACAGUUUGACACACGUUCUCCAGUCACCAAGAUCAAUGUGGCUGUGGAUCGGUUGCCCAAUUUUUUAGCAGUCUCAAACACUACCAGCAAUGAGCCCUUGCCUCACCAUCAAUGCUCCAUCCAUCUCAAUUGUGAAAACACUCAUGCCUUGCAACAGGCCUUUGAAGAUGCUUGCAAUGGGAGGCCCUCGAGAAGGCCCAUGAUUGAGAUGUGCAUUCCAUCGGUCUUGGAUCCUACCCUGGCUCCCCCAGGCUGCCAUGUGAUUUCACUUUUUACCCAAUACACCCCCUAUUUGCUUGCCGAAGAAAAACAGUGGGACCCCCAUGACCGUGAGGACUAUGCCAAUCGAGUAUUUGACAGUGUUGAAGCCUAUGCACCUGGGUUCAAGGCAUCCAUCAUUGGCAUAGACGUUUUAACACCUCCAGACCUUGAGCAGAUCUUUGGUCUACCUGGUGGGAAUAUAUUCCAUGGAGCCAUGUCUUUGGAUCAGUUAUAUUUUGCCCGUCCAGUGCCAGCUUACUCCAGUUACCAGUCUCCAAUCCAAGGCCUAUACCUCUGUGGAAGCGGUGCUCAUCCUGGAGGAGGUGUGAUGGGAGCAGUGGGACGCAAUGCUGCUAGAGUAGCCUUGGAGGAUUUCAAGCAUCUGUGAGCCAAUAGGAUGAUUUACUGCAUUGGCUCAAAAAGAGAGAAAUCUGGGCAUUCUCCAAUCCAAGCCUUUGAAACGAACUCUCUUAUCUUUAGCGUUUGGGGGCUGCUUUACUAGCGUCCUCUCAUAUUUUUUUCAUCACAAAUUACUCAAUCUGCCACUAUGACACAUUUCUCCUGCAGUUACAUGGUCACUAAGUAAGUAAGAGCCACUGCUGUUUCAUGUGGGACACAAAAACGUGCUGUAAAAAGCACAACGGCUGAGCUUUCCUGGCAAACCUGUUUCGACUUUCUAAUCAACUAACAUGCUUUCUAUGUUGUAUUAUUUAACCAGGAGUUUCUCCCUCUAUCUCAGUGUUUCUCAAUGUUGGCAACUUGAAGAUGUCCGGACUUCAACUCCUAGAAUUC
This is a messenger RNA of Thamnophis elegans (Western terrestrial garter snake), 2204 nucleotides long. RefSeq names its product pyridine nucleotide-disulphide oxidoreductase domain 2 (gene PYROXD2). The coding region runs from base 52 to 1800 and encodes 582 amino acids. The record is from RefSeq and is a predicted model, not a curated record. Gene Ontology annotation, molecular function: oxidoreductase activity. Lineage: Eukaryota; Metazoa; Chordata; Lepidosauria; Squamata; Natricidae. The transcript is spliced from 16 exons.